This is a messenger RNA of Panicum virgatum (switchgrass), 477 nucleotides long. Its product is annotated as DIBOA-glucoside dioxygenase BX6-like. NCBI's taxonomy places the organism in Eukaryota, Viridiplantae, Streptophyta, Magnoliopsida, Poales, Poaceae. The record is from RefSeq and is a predicted model, not a curated record. The transcript has 3 exons. The coding region runs from base 1 to 477 and encodes 158 amino acids.
AUGGGCAAGGUCAGGAUGGUGGCGUCCGAGUUCGAGACUGCGACGCGCGUUGUCAAAAACUGCGUGCCCACCAGCCGCGCCGCCGCCGCAGCCGUCGAGCAGGACGGCUUCGUGCUGUGGCAGAGGGCCCCCGACAUGUGCUUCCUGGCUGUGCUGCUGCAGGACGCGCACGCCGACGGCGGCCUGCAGGCACCUCUCGGCGGACGGUGGGUGGACACAUACAUCUCCGACGCCACGUCGGAGAGAUGGCGACCUCCUUGUCUCCUCGAGCUGAUCCCGGCGAGGGUGUCCGUGGCAUGCCUCGGCAACACCGACAUCGCUAGGUUCAAAAGGCUAUACGGGCCCUUCGCCGAGCUCACGUCGGGGCCGGGCGGCGACAGAGCGAGGGCGAGCGUGACGGUGACGGAGUUCCAGUCGCAAUACAACAAGAAAGGCCUCGACGGCCGGCCGGCGCUUGACCACUUCCGUCUGGACUAG